AUGUCCUCCCCACUCUCCGCCGACGACGAAGAUAUCUUCGCGCGCCUUCAACAGCGUGCCGAUCCGAAAGUCCUGGAAGAGCAGCAGCAGGCGGUUGAUGAGCGGGCUCGUGCAAUCUACCAGAAAGCGCAGACACGACUCGAGGAAUUGAUUGACCAGAAUUCCACAUUGCCAUGUGCGAUUUCUUCGGUGCAAGUCCAUGGCGCUCACCACACGCGCAGAGGCUUUCUGGAGCGGGUUUUCAACCCUCUCCUAAGCAGUAACCAGGACAGACCCUUUACGCUCUCCGAGGCCUUGCGGGAAGUUUCGGCACGUGCGGACAAGCUCAACAGAUUCGAUAUCUUCCAGCAGCCUGUUUCGGUGUAUUUGGACCAGUCCCCGGGAGUAGACGCGCAGUCGGGUAUACCGACUCUCAGUGUCCAUGUCUCGGCCAAGGAGAAGUCCCGUGUAAUGUUGAAGACGGGGACCGAUCUUGGAAACACCGAGGGGUCGGCCUAUGGUAAUCUUCUUUGGCGCAAUGUUUUCGGAGGUGCAGAGAAUUUGAAUUUGAAUGCCUCGUUGGGUACCAGAACAAGAUCCGCCUACCAAGCCACCCUGGAAACACCGGUUUUCAGUGACCCGGACUUCUGUCUAGAGCUUGGUGGUCUCGCUAGUGCCACGCAGAAGUCUUGGGCAGGCCACGAAGAGGUGCUCAAAGGAGGAUGGACCAAAUUUCGAUGGGCGAGUCCUUCCGGUCAGCGCCAUGAAUUUGGCUACAAUGGUUUCUGGAGACAAAUGACUGGGCUUUCCGAGAGCGCUUCCCCUACUGUCCGAGCUGAUGCAGGCGACAAUGUGAAAAGCAGCGUUUUCCACAGUUGGACCAAGGACCGAAGAGAUAGCCCCCUUCUCCCCUCUCGUGGCUAUUACGCCAAGGCGUUCAACGAGGUGGCCGGUUGGGGCCCUCUUAAAGGUGAUGUUUCCUUCUGGAAGUCGGAGAUUGAAACGCAGGCCGCAGUGCCCAUUCCUAUCCCUGGCCUUAAAGGGGACAGUGGCAUCAGUUUGACCACUGGGUUCCGCGCCGGCCUCCUGUACCCUCUUGGACUUGACAGCGAUUCCCGCCCCCAGCUUUCUCGCACCAAUGACCGGUUCGUCCUUGGAGGCCCUACGGAUGUUCGUGGUUUCCGUCUCUGCGGCCUUGGCCCCCAUGAUGGAGCAGAUGCCGUUGGGGGUGAUGUGUAUGCGGCAGGAAGUGCAAAUCUGCUGUUCCCGCUCCCCAGAGUAGGCGCCGAGAAGCCUCUACGACUGCAGGCCUUCGUAAACGGCGGACGGUUGUUGCCCCUGCGAACGACAGAGAAAAACGCACCUACUUCGAGUACAGAGGUGAAGGACGCCAUGGUUUCCACUGUUUCCGAGCUAGCCAACGGCCUGCCUAGCAUCGCGGCAGGGGUAGGACUCGUAUUCGAGUUGAACUUCUCUUUGCCGCUGGUACUCCGCAAGGGCGAGGAAGGCCGGAAAGGGCUGCAGCUCGGCAUCGGCAUUAAUUUUCUAGAGGCUUACUACCCGCAACAGCCGCCUUACGGCGUGCAGGCGUCGGCGCAGAACCUCCAAUUCUACCCUUCAUCCUAUGGCUCUGUAUCAGGCCACACGACCCCGUCGCAGGCAUCCUAUGGCGCCUUUGGCGCAGCGUCUAAUCCAGCAUCCCAGGCGUAUCCCGCCGGAGGGGUUGGUGGCGGAUAUGGGGGGUUUGGAUCUCCAACUGCGGGAGUUAGUGGAAGGAUGGGCGAACAGGGAGGAUUGAGGACUGGAUGGCUUGCCGCUUUUGGCACAGAGGGCUAUGAGGGAGAGCCGCCACUUCUGGAAGAGCUGGGGGUCAAUUUUGAGCAUAUCCGCACGAAGACGCUGACUGUGCUCAAUCCUUUCGCACGUAUUGACCAACACCUUAUGGACGACAGCGAUCUCUAUGGAGCCCUUCUUUACAUCGUCCUGUAUGGAACGUUCCUAUUGCUCUCUGGCAAGGUCUUUUACGGUUACAUCUAUGGUGUUGCAGUCUUUGGGACCGUUGCUUUGCAUUUGAUCCUCAGUCUGAUGUCCCCGGCCCUGGACACAGUUCCCGUACCCAACACUGCAGACCCCGCCAAUUACUCUCCCCACCACAAGCCCUCUAUGUCCGACGCCUCCGCCGCCGGCCACUUCUCCGCUACUCUGACCUUCCCACGUUCUGCCAGCGUCUUGGGGUACUGCUUCCUCCCACUAGUGCUAACCAGCUUAGUGGGGAUUUUGACCCCUAUGGACACAAUGUUCGGGUAUCUACUAACUACCGCAGCCGUGGGGUGGUGCACGUACAGCUCCUCGGGAAUGUUCUGUGCCGUUGCGCGCAUGCGUGGCAUGAGGGGCUUGGUUGCUUACCCGCUGGCACUGUUCUAUGUUGUUUUUGGGAUCAUGGGAAUCUUUUCAUCUCGUGGGAGCGGAACUUUAGCUGCUAGAACAGGUGCAGCCUAA
Messenger RNA from Aspergillus sclerotioniger CBS 115572, 2478 nucleotides. Its product is annotated as Yip1-domain-containing protein. Gene Ontology annotation, biological process: vesicle fusion with Golgi apparatus; endoplasmic reticulum to Golgi vesicle-mediated transport. The transcript has 9 exons. Gene Ontology annotation, cellular component: trans-Golgi network; outer membrane. The record is from RefSeq and is a predicted model, not a curated record. Lineage: Eukaryota; Fungi; Ascomycota; Eurotiomycetes; Eurotiales; Aspergillaceae. Bases 1 to 2478 code for a protein of 825 amino acids.